Messenger RNA from Vanessa atalanta (red admiral), 1900 nucleotides. RefSeq names its product neuronal acetylcholine receptor subunit alpha-7 (gene nAChRalpha6). The transcript is spliced from 13 exons. Lineage: Eukaryota; Metazoa; Arthropoda; Insecta; Lepidoptera; Nymphalidae. Gene Ontology annotation, biological process: nervous system process; monoatomic ion transmembrane transport; signal transduction. Gene Ontology annotation, molecular function: acetylcholine-gated monoatomic cation-selective channel activity; transmembrane signaling receptor activity. Gene Ontology annotation, cellular component: synapse; neuron projection; postsynaptic membrane. The record is from RefSeq and is a predicted model, not a curated record. The coding region runs from base 109 to 1701 and encodes 530 amino acids.
GCGCCGAGCGCCGCUCGGGCCGGCCGCCGUACGUUUGAGGAGGCCGCAUGAGCGCCCCGGCGUGCUAGCGCAGCGGGCGCGGGUGUGGUAUGCCCGCGCGUCGCCGCCAUGGCCCCAAUGCUGGCGGCCUUGGCGCUGCUCGCCCUGAUAUCCGUAUCGGAGCAAGGACCGCACGAGAAACGUCUACUGAACAGUCUUCUCAACUCCUACAAUACAUUGGAGCGGCCGGUAGCCAACGAGAGUGAACCGUUAGAGGUCAAGUUUGGACUCACGCUGCAACAGAUCAUUGACGUGGACGAGAAGAAUCAACUACUUAUAACCAAUAUAUGGCUGUCAUUGGAAUGGAAUGACUACAACCUAAGGUGGAAUGACAGCGAUUAUGGAGGCGUUAAAGAUCUUCGCAUCACACCGAACAAGCUUUGGAAACCAGACGUUCUUAUGUACAAUAGUGCUGACGAGGGUUUUGAUGGGACGUACCAGACCAACGUGGUGGUCAGAAACAACGGCAGUUGCCUGUACGUACCCCCGGGCAUUUUCAAGAGCACAUGCAAGAUAGACAUCACCUGGUUUCCCUUCGAUGACCAACAUUGCGACAUGAAGUUCGGUAGCUGGACUUACGACGGCAAUCAGCUGGAUCUGGUGUUAAAGGAUGAAGCAGGAGGUGACUUAUCCGAUUUUAUAACGAAUGGAGAAUGGUAUUUAAUAGGUAUGCCAGGGAAGAAAAAUACAAUAACAUACGCUUGCUGUCCAGAACCGUAUGUGGACGUGACGUUUACAAUUAUGAUAAGAAGAAGAACGCUCUACUAUUUCUUCAAUUUGAUAGUCCCCUGUGUAUUGAUAUCCUCUAUGGCCCUUCUCGGGUUCACACUGCCACCUGAUUCCGGAGAAAAACUUACACUUGGAGUCACUAUUCUUCUAUCGCUGACGGUGUUCCUCAACCUGGUUGCUGAGACCCUGCCGCAGGUCUCCGACGCAAUUCCCCUGUUAGGUGUUACAAUUCUCCUGUCGCAAACUGUUUUCUCUCUAUUGGUGGGGCACGUCAUCACUAAAACCUCUGAGGCGAUCCCCCUAAUAGGGACUUACUUCAAUUGCAUCAUGUUUAUGGUGGCUUCGUCUGUGGUGCUAACUGUCGUCGUUUUAAAUUAUCACCAUCGAACAGCAGACAUACAUGAAAUGCCUCAAUGGAUAAAAACAGUGUUCCUACAAUGGCUGCCAUGGAUCUUGCGCAUGUCGAGACCAGGGAAGAAAAUAACUAGGAAAACAAUAAUGAUGUCGAAUAGAAUGAGAGAGUUAGAGUUAAAAGAGCGUUCGUCCAAAUCUCUACUAGCCAACGUGCUGGAUAUAGAUGAUGACUUUAGACAUGUACCACCGCCACCAAACAGUACCGCGUCUACAGGGAACUUAGGACCGGGAUGUUCAAUAUUUAGAACGGAUUUUCGUCGUUCGUUCGUCCGACCGUCGACCAUGGAAGACGUCGGUGGUGGUCUCGGGAGCCACCAUCGAGAACUACACUUAAUCUUAAGGGAGUUGCAAUUCAUCACGGCAAGGAUGAAGAAAGCAGACGAAGAAGCAGAACUUAUAAGCGAUUGGAAAUUCGCAGCGAUGGUAGUGGACAGGUUCUGUUUGUUCGUGUUCACGCUCUUUACGAUCAUCGCGACGGUGGCUGUGCUGCUGUCGGCGCCGCAUAUCAUCGUACAGUGAACAGCGAACCUAGUCCCUUAAAGCAACUACGAGAGAACUAAUUUAGUUAUAAAAUGUAAUUAUAAUUAUGUAUAGUAAUAUAAUUAAUUACAUUGAUACGUGGUUCAAACGCACACGUCUCUUAAACUAAGUCGAAAGACGGUAAACGUGAAAACUUUAAAACAUUACAUUUAGCUUAGUUAAGUCCAACAUUAAUAUU